This is a messenger RNA of Effrenium voratum, 342 nucleotides long. NCBI's taxonomy places the organism in Eukaryota, Dinophyceae, Suessiales, Symbiodiniaceae. The record is from the annotation of a GenBank genome assembly.
AUGGGGAUCGGGGCCUUCUCCCAGGUCGUCUCAAAAGUAUGUGACUUCGAGACGAUCAAGAGAGUGUCAAAGCGGCUGCCGAACCAGCAGGAAAAGGAACGCUGCGCGGGGUUUAUCUUCGGGAUCAUCUUCCAGGUCGAGCUGGGUGCCGGCGUGAUCGCGGCCUCCAUCUCGACCUGCUCAGGGUCCCUGAACGUGCCCGCGAACUGCGCUGCCAACAUCGGGGCGUUCACUGGUGGGCUGGGAGUGCUCCUGCAGUCCACCCUUGUCUACGAUGCGAAUUGCCUCAACAAGGGCAAAACCCCAAUGGACAUCAUCGAUGCAGAGGAGAGGCGAAGCUGA